CUCUACGUUCACACUGCAGCUCUGGUUUCGUCUCGGUUUCGUCCCGGUUUCAGCCCGGUUUCAACCCGGUUAAAGGCUCCAGGACUCCGGGUCCAGAUGUCGGACGGUCCGCGGACUCCGGGAUCCUCCAGCUGCUGCGGAGCGGCUGUGAAGGUGGAGUCAGGUCCAGGCGAGUCCCUGAUGGUGUCUCAAAUCGCAGAGCUUCACUUCCUGCGUUCACGUGUUCAUGAGCUGGAGCGAGAAAAGGCGGAGCUAACAAAUGAAAACCAGAGACUGAAGAACAUGUUGGUCAGCGAAAUCCCUGGGCUCCUCUCCACCAUGUGGCAGACUCUGGGUCAGGGCAAUGGUCACCAGUCUGCCUCCAUGGCAACGAAUGACAGUUACGCCCUGCACGUCCAUCAACACCUGCCGACCCAUCAAGACGUAGAGUUCAGCCCCCAAGGCCCUGCCCACCACCUGGGUCAGGACAAGGUAUCAGAAUUCUGCGUCCCACUGGAAGACCAAGAGGACCUAGGAGGACCAGACCUGAUCCUGCAGGACCCAGGAGGACCGGACCUGGAUCUUGGGAGUCACAUGGGGCAGGAGGCGCCACACUGCAGCCAGACCGACAUGGAUGAGCUGAGGAGGAGCUGCUCCGAGAGCCAGUGCACCAGCGGCGGGGCCAAGGUGAGCCAGGUGGAGGUCUACCCAGGGUCUGGGGUUCUCUGUGACUUCCGCACAUGGCACGCUGCCAAUCAGGCACAGUCUCCCACAGCGAUGGCGCGGACUCUGCUGCUGGGCGUUUUUGAUAUGAACACACUGAUCAGCAGUAACCUGAGAGGGGGGCGGAGCCGGCGGCCGACCUUCCAGCCUCAACGGAAUGCACUCGACCCACACAAGAUCAACGCCAUCUUCAACGCCAUCUUGGCUCGGUUUCCUCUCGCCAGGAAAGGCGUCAUCGGCUCUGGGAUCAACUCCAAACUGUCUGAGAUGCGUUUCCGCUCUCGUAAAGCCAACCGCGACCCCAGGUUCCUCUGAGCGACCGCGACAUUCGACGCUCAUGUGACUGAUGGCCACGACAACCAGUUUACCUCCAUCAGAUCAGCUGACUGCUGAGGCCCCGCCCACAGGGUCAGAACUGGUCGUUUGGGUACAGUAUGGCCAGUCCACCACUAGAAGGACAUUGUACUUAUGCAGUUAUGAUGCAUCAGACCAAGUCUACAACACGCCCUGCCUCAGUUUAAAUGGUUAAUGUGAAUAAUGAUUUUGAGCAUGUGUGUAGCUUCGUGUGUUUGGUCGUGUUUUGUAACUUGUCUUUCACGUGUAUUUAGAUCUGACAGUUAAUGAAUUUAUUUCUGGAUGAAGUUUUGAUGGUGUUUAAGGUAGUUUGUGUCAUGUAGUGUGCAGUAUUUAGUCCAUCCUCAAAGGCACAGGACUUUAAUGACUAACUGUGGCUGUAAUGUUAGCUAUUAGCAUUAGCCCCCUACCCCUGGAAGACCCUCCCUCAACCCUCAGGUCAGUCAUUCCUCUGUCCUUCACCCCCCCCCCCCCCCCCAGGUCAUGGAUGUUUUAUUAGGACUGAGCAUGGUGCCUGAUCUGGUGUCCACAGUGUGUAACUACUGGUCUGACCAGGUGAUCUAGAUGAUCCAGGUGAUCUAGAUGAUCCAGGUGAUCCAAGUGUUUGGUGUCAUAGUGUUAAAUCCUUCUUAUUGGAUUUACAGUGGUACUCUAGAAACAUCAUUAAGACGCAGUGCCAUGAUGUGAUGACUAUGACAAAGCAUUGGCUGUGAUCAGUUGAUCACAUUCAGUAGAAGACGGAACUAAUGAGUCUAUUUUAUUAGAACGUUCCAAGAUGGAGAGACAUAGAAGUGGGAGAAGAAACUGAAACAUCAGAUUGUGUUGGUGCUUUCGUGUGUCAUGUCCAGACCCGUAUCCACUGGAUCCACUGGAUCUGCUCGUUAUUUUGCAGUUUACGGCUGGUUUCAGCCUAGAGGAGCAUUAGCGCCCCCCCCAGUGGACCAGAGUCGCCACAGUCCGGUUCAGGCUCAUUGGUUCCACCAGGGGGCCUCAUAGACUCAGGGUCGAUGGUCAGUUUCAGUUUCAGGCCUCGGUCUGUUUUACAUUUGAACUGUUCAUUGUGUCUAUAAAUGUGUCCGUUCUUCAUCACAGUAAAAGACAGAAACUUGAAAGAGGCUUAAAUAAAGGUUUCAAUGAAUGAA
Messenger RNA from Sphaeramia orbicularis (orbiculate cardinalfish), 2198 nucleotides. RefSeq lists its product as uncharacterized. The transcript has 6 exons. The record is from RefSeq and is a predicted model, not a curated record. Gene Ontology annotation, molecular function: DNA binding. Bases 97 to 1017 code for a protein of 306 amino acids. NCBI's taxonomy places the organism in Eukaryota, Metazoa, Chordata, Actinopteri, Kurtiformes, Apogonidae.